CCUUCUCCUCAACGUUCUCGACACUAAACAUGGGAAGUCUUGUGGGGCAUGUGGCACCUGGAUUUGGCUUCUUUAUCAUUGGGUUUUGGCACUUGAUUAACCACAUCAAGAACCAUGUCAUUAGCCCAAAAUCCUACACAUCUUUGCCAUGGUUCCCAACUUCAAAGAUAAGGUAUUUAGAGCUUUUCUUGAUCAUGGCAGGCAGCACCAUGUCCAUAGCCAUGGAGCUUUUUAUCGGCCCAGACCGCCACCAACCUCUAGAUCCUGACGGAACCAUCCCUUCCAAUCAUCUCCAAAACUUUGAACAUUCAAAUAUUUCCAUCACCCUUUUCGUGUAUGCAGCUUUCUCAAUUCUACUAGAUAAACUUGCUCCACCAACACAAUAUGGACUCACCUAUAUGCUUGGUGCCAUAGCCUUUGGCCAGCAGAUACUACUUUUCCAUCUCCACUCUGCUGAUCAUAUGGGGAUUGAGGGCCAAUACCAUUGGCUUCUUCAAAUUGCAAUCUUCACCUCUUUUGCAACCACUCUUUUGGGCAUAAAUUAUCCCAAGAGUUUCAUGAAUAGCUUUGCAAGGUCUAUUAGCAUUAUGUUCCAAGGUGUUUGGCUUAUGGUCAUGGGGUUCAUGCUUUGGACACCUGAGUUCAUACCCAAAGGUUGUUUCAUGAACUUGGAAAAAGGUCACAAAGUUGUCCGGUGCCACAGGGAAGAAGCCCUAGAACGAGCUAAAUCUCUAGUCAACAUUCAAUUCAGUUGGUACGUCGUGGGUGUGACAAUUUUUUCAGUUUCACUUUAUUUAUUCAUAGUCAAAUUUUAUCAAGAAAAAGUCAAAUACCAAUCAAUAACGAAAUUUGAAGAACAAGAAGAGGAAGAUGAAGAUAAGGAUGACGUCGAGGCACAGAAGAAAGGCAAACUCAACGAUCCCAUGAGUAGUUUUCUGCAAAUGGGAAAAUCAUUUGCCCCUUUGGACAUAGAAAGGUAGAAAGUAUAGGUAGGUAAAAAGGGAUGGUAAUUGUGUGAAAAUAUUAGGUUUGGUGGGAAUUCAGUUUGUUUAAUUAAGACAAGAAUAACGUUGCCUUAGUGAAGCAAAUGUCAUUCCCAUAGGAAAAAUAAAAUUUAAGGAAAAAAGUACAGUGAUUAUUUAUUUGGUUUUAACCUUUUGUGCAUGUACGUACGCAAAAAGUCAUCUAUUA
Molecule: messenger RNA, 1191 nt
Organism: Olea europaea var. sylvestris
Lineage: Eukaryota; Viridiplantae; Streptophyta; Magnoliopsida; Lamiales; Oleaceae
Product: transmembrane protein 45A-like
Exons: 1
Coding region: 30-980 (316 amino acids)
Source: RefSeq, a predicted model, not a curated record